AAAGAAAAGAGAAAUGUUUUACUCGCAUUCCUUUCUCUCAAGAAAAGGGCCAUUAGGUGCUAUUUGGGUAGCUGCUUAUUGCUUUAAGAAGCUCAAAAAGGCUCAGGUCACUCAAACUGAUAUCGCUUCUUCUGUUGGUUCGUUUUUCUCUCUUCCCCUUUUAGUUUUUUUUUUUCCACUUCUUUUUUAUUUUUCGCUUUAUUCUCUUUUGAAUACAAAUGAGACCAUAAUUCUAAUAUCUCAGUUUGUCUUCCGUUUUCUGACAUUUUUGUCUGUAAGCAUUUUGUUUUUCUUUUGUUGCUUCUUUUAAGAGAGAGAUUGAGGUAUCCCGCGGAUGUUUCUUUUCUGGGCUGUGUUAGUUCUUUUUUUCUUGUAUUUUGCAAAAAAACAGUUCUUUUCUUUGAUCUGUUUGAUCAUAUACUUCGGUUAUUUGUUAGUUCUAUGAUGAAUUUGCUGCAAAGGUUGUUUCUUUAUGUGUUCGUUACUUGGAACGGCUGAAUUGGCUAACAUACGAGCUGGGUUUUCUGAUUUGUGUUCUUUUAAGGAAGAAUUUUAUUGUUUAUAAUUUGAGGUAAACUAUAAUUGUAACUUAAUUCUGGAUAUAUAUUUUCUGGUUAUUUUUCAAACUAUUUUGGGUUUUUUUUCUGGAUUUUUAAUGUAGUCUGUUCAAUCUCUUUGUAUGCUGGGAAAAAGAUAAACUUUUAUCAACAGGGGAACGGCAUUGUUGAGCAUAAUUGUUUGCUUCAGGAAUUAUGUCAUUUUACAUGGCUGUUUAUUUGCACAGAUAAAAUAUUGCAAGAUGAAUUUGAUGCUGUCACAUAUAGGGUACUUGCCUACCUUCUUCUUGGUGUUGUCAGAAUAUUCUCCAAAAAGGUUGAGUAUCUGUUUGAUGACUGCAAUAAGGUGCUACUCAAAAUCAAAGAUUUUAUGGCUAGGAAUAAAGAAAGGGCACUUAUGGAAACUCUAUGUGCUCCUUAUUCCUCUAUUACACUACCAGAAAGGUUUGAACUCGAUGCUUUUAACCUAGAGAUCAUAGAAGAUAUUAGUGGAGGCAAUGUGGUGCCCUCUGAAGACAUUACAGUUAAAGAUAAUGAAACAGAUGGCAUGUGGAAAACUGGGGCCAUAGUGCCAUACUCCCUGGAUAAGUAUCAUAUUGAGGAAUUCACUACUGGUCAGGUUAUUUGCUCCACAAAUUACAAUCUGAAUGAUGUUAUUUCUUCUCACCCGAUUGACUUUGAUAUGGCGGUAGGCACAUCUCAUUAUUUAAGCAGCUUAGAAGCAAGCACAGAGAAUUAUCUGGACAAUGAGCCCAAUCAAUGUGAAUCCAUGGAACUUGAAAUGUUUCCUAUGGUUGAGGAAGAACCUCUUUACCCUGUUCAAUCAUUUGAUGAAUAUCUCCAUAACAAAGCAGAGCAUACAGGGGCUAUACAAGUGGUGAGUUCAGAUGAAAUGCAUGCAGAACUAAGCAUGCAGGAGCUUUGGGGUAACAGUAUCUUUCGAGAAGCUGGUUUGAAUCUUCAGAUAUUUGGCGAGGUUGAGGAAGAACCUGAAAACAGUGCCAAGUCUUUUGGUGAGCAUCAUCAAACUGAUGGAAAACAGAUAAAGGUUCCAGAUUUGACACAAGCAGAAAAUGAAAAUGAUGAGGUUAUUAAAGAAGACUGUAAUAUAAGUAACCUUGAAGUAAGCAUAGAGAAACUUAGGGAAAAUAUGGUUGCUCAGGAAGAAUGUAGGGACAUAGAAAUGUUCUGUAUGGUUGAGGAGCCUCCAGAAGAAAAUAGAUCGAUUCCUGACAAACAUAAGAGCAAUACUGAGCACAAAAUGUUAUACAGGGUUGAUGAGCUUCCAGAAGAUACUAGACCAUUUGGUGAAGAGCAUCAGAGCAGUGCAGAGCAUGAAACUUUAUUACAAAUGACAUCUCCAAGAAAUAGCACAUAUGAGGCUUUAACAGAAGAUCAUCCAUUGUCUGUAACACUCGAUACCACUCCUAGGCCCAGGUUCCCUAAUGCUUCAGGAGCUAUGACACCGGAGAUUUCGGUAAUUCCUACCCCAGCCGCUAAAGAGGGUGCUCGUGUUCCAAGGAAACGGAAGUGUGUUUUUGAUGAUACGAUAGUGUUUCCUAACAAUGUAAUUAAGCAAUGUAUAGAAGAUUCAAGUGACUUGGUCUCUAAACGAAAAAAAGCUCCUCAUACUGCUCUCACUGCUUGGAGAGCCUCUCGAGUUUCCCGUCUUCCUCGUUGUUUCUUGGAGUCUCUGAUUCCUUGUACUGCAUCGGAUCUUAGAUCCCUUCUUUGUGGGAAAAAAUUAAAGAUUUCAGAAUCACUUGAUACUGUGAGAGUUCCACAAACAUUCACUUCUGAGUGUCCUACUGCUCGUAGAUCAGUAGAAACUGUUGAAUCUCCAGAGAAGUUGGACAAAUCAAAAAUUUUAGUUGAUGGUCGACUAGUUGAAACGAUGGAUUCUCUUGAAAAGUUAAAUGUGUCAGCAUCUCCAGCUGUUGAUAGACAAGGCAAAACUGUGGAACCUCGAGCAACCUUAGGCAUGUCAGAGUCGCCUACUGCUAUUAGAUCCUUGGAGCAAGAGAGGAUUGCUCCUGAAACACCUAUUCUGCAUACAAAAUCACUGAGGACUUUUGAAAGUCCUGAAAGACCUGAAAUUUCUAAUUUAGAUAGGGUAAGGCUGGAGUCUGAAAGAGUGGAGAAAGAGCUAUCUCCAAGCAAGGGACACGAACUUGAUCUCAAUAUGAUGAAUGAGGAGAUUAGUUCAGAUGAAGGAGAUAACCAGAACCAAUAUGGGUGGUCAGGAAGAACAAGAGUGGCUGUAAGGUGCCUGCAUCGAAGUUUUCUAAAACAAAAGAAUAGAAGGGAGGAAGAAGUAGUAAAUCUGCUGAGUCUUUUGGAAGGAAGAGCCAAGAAAGAAAGUGCGAGGCUAUUCUAUGAGAUACUGGUGUUGAAAAGCAAAGGAUAUGUGCAUGUGAAACAAGAAAAUGCAUAUGGUGACAUUCUCGUAUGGAAAGCCUCUCAAUGGGGACAAGCAUGUAGCGAAGAUAGUGUUGAAGCCGAUUGGCGUUCCAUGUACUCGGAUUCCUAAAACAUGUUUAUAGUGUGUAGUCUAGUCUGUGUAUAGAGUCUUCAGGUUUAUGUAAGCAUGUAUAGUGGUAGAAGUACCUUCCUGUUUCACAAGGAAUCUUGAACAGGAAGAAUCCAGCAGUAAUGACCUUUUUGAGAAAAAAUAAAAUGAAAGGAAAUAACAAAAAAAAAAAUGUAAAUUUUUUUGCAAAUUUA
Ricinus communis (castor bean) is the source of this 3281-nucleotide messenger RNA. RefSeq names its product sister chromatid cohesion 1 protein 2. The coding region runs from base 928 to 3087 and encodes 719 amino acids. Gene Ontology annotation, cellular component: synaptonemal complex; cohesin complex. The transcript is spliced from 13 exons. Lineage: Eukaryota; Viridiplantae; Streptophyta; Magnoliopsida; Malpighiales; Euphorbiaceae. The record is from RefSeq and is a predicted model, not a curated record. Gene Ontology annotation, molecular function: protein binding; chromatin binding. Gene Ontology annotation, biological process: replication-born double-strand break repair via sister chromatid exchange; synaptonemal complex assembly; mitotic sister chromatid cohesion.